Opisthorchis viverrini is the source of this 3727-nucleotide messenger RNA. RefSeq lists its product as hypothetical. Gene Ontology annotation, molecular function: ubiquitin-ubiquitin ligase activity. The transcript has 18 exons. The record is from RefSeq and is a predicted model, not a curated record. Gene Ontology annotation, cellular component: ubiquitin ligase complex; nucleus; cytoplasm. The coding region runs from base 82 to 3555 and encodes 1157 amino acids. Gene Ontology annotation, biological process: protein polyubiquitination. NCBI's taxonomy places the organism in Eukaryota, Metazoa, Platyhelminthes, Trematoda, Opisthorchiida, Opisthorchiidae.
UUGUGUGACUCACUCCAACAUUUCUAUUUAUUUCAUUCGGAUUGUUUUGAGCAACCAACGCUAGGACCAGUGGCAGGAAAAAUGGAAAUAAACAACAAUCCGUUCGCUGAAUUGCUUGGAAACAAUGAGUGUGCCACGAAACAGUUAUAUGAAUCCGACGGCUGCCUUGUUGCUGUAACUAAGACCCUGGAGAGCAUCUUACUUAUUAGUUAUGAUAAAAAUCUUUCGUUUGGUUCCGAUGGGCGACCAGGUUGUCUGCUCUAUCUGCAACCGCCUUUGAAAGAUCAAUUAUUUUUAUCGACAGACGCUCUCGAUCAGGUAAUUUUCGAUCGUGCACAGAAGGUUGAAAUCGACGAAGGCGAUCUGUUGGCAGUCACUACCCCAAGAGGAAGCGAUGCAGCCGAUGCAUUACAAACGGGACCGGUCUCUUAUUUAAUUUCUUGUUUCCUGCGGGCACAAACUACUAAGCGUCAGACAGAUUAUAUUUCUGUUGUGGAAUACUGUGAACAAGCGCUUGUACGUCAGUUGUUGCUCUUCUUGAUGAUCGAUUCGGAACUUGAAAGCACUCAGAAUUGCGACGACCUCUACAAGUCCUUGUAUGAUGCUGCUUCUGGAGGUGACCCGGAUUUGACUCUGUCAGCCGAACGGCUUUUCAUGGCUACGCUUUCCCAGUUUGAACAAGAUGUGCUGCAAGAUGUGAAUCCAAAUUCCGAGUGUCCAGCGUCAAAACUGAAGCCCUUAAAACCACUCGUUACUCGGCUGUUGGAUGGAUUGCGUGCGAUCAAACCAAACAUGCCCUCCUCGACUCCGUUUGGUGCUCUCAUGUUUGCUCGGAAUAAACUAAAUCCGGAUGAGCGGUUGCUCUUCUGUACCCAACGCAAGCCGUUUAUGCUGUUGUCCAUCUGGUUUUCUCGCUUCGCCGCAACUGCUCAGCUGCUUCUUGAGCAUUCGUUUCCACCAAAUCACAACGACCGGCAAACUCUUGGUUUCGAGUUUGAAUGUGGCAUUCUCGGUCGUCUAUUUGUUGCGAGUCAUCUGCGUACUCCGCAAUCUCCGCAGAUGGCUUUGCUUGCCCAUCGAACCCAACAGACACCAGUCGGCGAAUUCUUCACAGAUGAAGUACCACUGAAGCCCGUGGUAGAAGCAGAUCAGCGCAACAUUUGGCAAGUACCCUUGAGUUCCACCGAAAUGAAUUCUCUUGCUUUCGCCCUACAGCUUACCAAAGAGUUGGAUGAUGACCUGCAUAAUCUUACACUCAGUCUACUGCGAGUUGGAAAACAACGGCCUUUCAUCAGAAGGCUUUUCUUCCGUUGGAUUGGUUGGUGCCUGAACGCAAACAAAGCCCGUGGACAGUUAGCCCAUACCACAGGCCUUAUGUCGGAAUCCGACACGCAAGGACUGGCUAGUGACGGUUUCUUGAACAACUUGACGGCUGUAAUUGUUCGCCUCACUGGACCAUUGAUUCAUCCGACACCUUCUAAUGAUACGACCCUGGGUAAAAUUUGGCCCAAAUAUGCCUCUGACCCCGGAUCAGCUGAUUCAAUUAUUCCUGGUUUAUGUGAAGAAACUCGACUCACUGGAGCAAUGCCACGUACAUGUACCGCCGCCGGCCAAGAUGUUCAAGAAUCCACUGAUUACCCCUUGCUCACCGAGUUGUUUUUCCUUGCCCAUGCAUCAAUUCGAGUUGGUUGGACCCCUCUGAUCGCCAAGCAUUUCGAAACUGCUCGUCAAUUACACCAGUUAGAAUCACAGUGGGAAGCUCACCAAUCUACUUCGCUUGGGGCCGGUUCGGAUCCACGAGGGCAAUUUCUCCGACAACUGAUUCGUGAACGGACAUCUCGUUAUCUAGAGCAGUCAACAAGUUUAUCUUGCGUGGCUCGCCUGCGUGAUCAGCUUGCGUUCGCCGUCGCCACCAGUCAGUUCUUGGUCAUGCUGGCUCAUUCCUCUUUCGGCGGCUCCCAAACUGCACAUACAAAUGAAUCUCAACACGGCCAGCUGUCCGACUUACCUGAGUUUCUUAUGGACAAUGUAGUGGAACUCGUCGGCUACUUGAGGCGUGCCAAGGAUGACUUUAUUGAGUGUGCUGAAGUCGCUGAUAUUCCAUUGGAACCAUUGCUCGAGUUGAGCAUACUUUUUAUGCGUCACACAAGUGCCUUGGCCAAUCCGCAUUUACGUGCCAGAUUGGCUGAGGUACUGGAAUCGCUUAUUCCCCAGCGUGAUGAUGAAGCUUGGAAUAACCAACAAGCCGCUGGAAGUGGUGCACUCGGACUGUCUCAGUUUUCCUUCCUUCGACGUCAACAGCUAAUGGUCCCCACAUCUACCGGUACGCAACAACCGGGAGCUUUCAGUCAGGUCGUUGCGGCGCUACUGACUGCGUUCGUAUCUAUAGAAUUGUCUCCGGGUACGGAUGUUGUUGGCAGCGCAGGCACAGCUGCUGAUGUGCUAAUACGGUCAGCAUCUCAAGACAGUGCAGGAAGCAGUGCUGAUGGAACGACUGAAGGAUCCAGUCAUCAGGAACAGUCAGCAGACACACAAGCUGCGACUGUCGGGUUUGAGGAAAAGUUUCAUUAUCGUCGCCCGAUGUACGCAUGUCUCCGGUUUUGGCAUGGCAAUCCUUUUUUCGACACCCAAUUUACGCGGCUGGAAACUGAGGCUUUACAUCACAUUGAGGAUGCCACCCCACCGUUGUUUCUACAGUUCCUCUCAUUAUUGGUUAACGAUGCUAUCUUUCUUCUGGACGAAGCGAUUAGCCUAUUAGCUCAGUUGAAAAGAAAAGAGCAAGAACGAGAAGCUGCUGGAGGAAGACUUGCUACCGAGGAAGAGGAGGCUCUUUUCAUGCACACCGGACGCUUAGCACGACACCAUAUCAUGCUUGGUUUGGACACAAUUGCUGCCCUCCGUCGGGUUCUUUCCGUAUGCAAGCGGUUAAUCACGCACCCAAUCUUGGUAGAUCGAGUGGCCUGUAUGCUCAACUAUUUCCUAGUUCGUCUUGUCAGUCCAAAACAGCGGGACCUCACCGUUCGCGAUAAGUCGGCCUACGGGUUCAGACCGGAUCUUCUGGUCAUCGAAAUCUGUCAAAUCUAUUGUACCCUGGCCUUGGAUGCCCCCAGUGACGCUACUUCCUGUCACGCGGAAUCGUUUCGGCGUGCCGUCGUUAGUGAUGAGCGUUCGUUCACACCAGACCUCUUGGAUCAGGCUUCUAAUGUGCUGACACGUGUCGCUAGCUCACCCGAGCUAGUUGAGAAAUUCAACCAAGCCGUAACGCUGAUCAAGAGGGAGAAUGUUGAGAAACUUGAGGACGAUCUGGAUAUAGAUGAUGCACCGGAUGAUUAUAUCGACCCCAUCAUGGGUCACAUCAUGGAAGAUCCCGUCAAACUGCCUACCUCUGGUCACGUCGUCGACCGUAAGACCAUCUAUCGUCACCUGUUAAACGAUUCCACAGAUCCCUUCAAUCGGCAGCCACUUUCUAUGUCGCAGGUUGUACCUCAGGAAGAUCUCAAGGCCGCCAUUCGUGCUUGGGUGGCUGAGAAACGUACGCAACGGCAAAAGUCGUAGUGUUUUUUUUCGAGAUUUCCCCCUACUUUCGGCCCCGACUUCUGGUCGUUCAAGCUGUGAUCGAUAAUAUAUUGUGCUCACAAAUCCUGAGUUCUUACAGUGGAUACCGACCAAUCAUCCACAAUUGACUACCGGGUUGUCAUCGGUUUGUCUUUUUUAGUUACUGUUGCAA